UUUAGGAACGUUACUGUUUUCCAUCUGUUCUUCUCCUUCAGGUUUCAGAGCAUUUACAGACCUGCUCACAGCUUCUUCAGUGAUAUUCUCCACGCCGAGUAUCGAGCUGCAACUGAUGUCUACGCCCUGAUGUUCCUGACAGAUGUCAUUGACUUCAUCAUCAUAGUCUUUGGCUUUUGGGCUUUUGGGAAACACAGCACAGCAGCUGAUAUAGCUUCUAGCUUGUCAGAGGACCAGGUUCCUGAGGCCUUCCUGGUGAUGCUGCUCAUCCAAUUCAGCACCAUGAUCAUUGACAGAGCGUUGUACCUGCGUAAGGCCAUCCUGGGAAAGCUCAUCUUCCAGGUUAUUCUGGUGUUUGGGAUCCACCUGUGGAUGUUUUUUAUCCUUCCUGCUGUGACUGAGAGGAUGUUCAAUCAGAACUUUGUGGCCCAGCUCUGGUAUUUUGUCAAGUGUAUCUACUUUGGACUGUCCGCCUACCAGAUCCGCUGUGGAUACCCCACUCGGAUUCUGGGCAACUUCCUCACCAAGAAAUACAACCACCUCAAUCUGUUCCUCUUCCAAGGGUUUCGUCUGGUGCCGUUCCUCGUGGAGCUCCGAGCAGUGAUGGAUUGGGUUUGGACUGAUACCACUUUGUCUCUGUCCAACUGGAUGUGUGUGGAGGACAUUUAUGCCAACAUCUUCAUAAUCAAAUGCAGCCGUGAGACAGAGAAGAAAUACCCUCAGCCUAAAGGACAGAAGAAGAAGAAGAUUGUGAAGUAUGGAAUGGGCGGACUCAUCAUCUUCUUCCUCAUAUGCAUCAUCUGGUUUCCUCUCCUCUUUAUUUCAUUGGUCAGAUCAGUGGUGGGUGUGGUCAACCACCCUAUUGAUGUCACAGUGACUGUCAAGCUUGGAGGAUAUGAGCCUCUGUUCACCAUGAGCGUCCAGCAGCAAUCCAUCAAACGUUUCACAGAGACAGAAUAUGACCAGCUCACAAAAACCUUUGCAGACAACGCUGAAGCCAUGCAGUUCAUAACUCUCUACAGUUAUGAUGAUAUUGUGACUGCGUUGAUAGAAGGUAGUUCAGGAUCGGUGUGGAGGAUCAGCCCCCCCAGUCGACAGGAAGUCAUUAAAGAGCUUCUUGGAAGUCCUGCUGACCUGACACUGCGUCUGGCCUGGAACUUCCAGAG
Thalassophryne amazonica is the source of this 1166-nucleotide messenger RNA. RefSeq names its product piezo-type mechanosensitive ion channel component 1-like. The record is from RefSeq and is a predicted model, not a curated record. The annotation marks the transcript as partial. NCBI's taxonomy places the organism in Eukaryota, Metazoa, Chordata, Actinopteri, Batrachoidiformes, Batrachoididae. The transcript is spliced from 8 exons.